This is a messenger RNA of Phytophthora sojae, 1608 nucleotides long. RefSeq lists its product as hypothetical. The coding region runs from base 1 to 1608 and encodes 535 amino acids. The record is from RefSeq and is a predicted model, not a curated record. NCBI's taxonomy places the organism in Eukaryota, Oomycota, Peronosporomycetes, Peronosporales, Peronosporaceae. Gene Ontology annotation, molecular function: oxidoreductase activity. The transcript has 3 exons.
AUGCGUUUCUGCGUCCUCGAGCUGCUGCUCCUCGCCUGGUUGGCGUUAAGUGAUAUCGCGCACUUUGGUCGCUCGGUCGGUGCUCAAACCACUUGCUCCAGUCGCGUCCGAAAGCCAUGGGGGGCCAUGACCACCGCUGAGCAGAACUUGUACGUCGAAGCGCUUGGUGUCGGCAUGCAGCAGGGAUACCACAUCCUGUUCGCGGAGCUGGCGUCCGAGAAGGCGUCGUCAUCGGAGUUCCUGCGCACUUGCGGCUUCCUGUACUGGAAUCGGCGCUUCGUGCUCGCCUACGAGAACAUGCUGCGCAGUCUGGACCCCAAGUACGCGUGCCUCACGAUCCCGUACUGGGACUACUUCGCCGACUACGCGCGGUUCAUCGAGGGUAUGUGCGAGAACGGCGGCACCUCGCUGGAAGCUUGCUCGUCGAUUCUGCGCGGACUCGGCGGCUCGCAGGGAGCGGUGCGAUCCAUGAACAUCAACGGGAGGACCAUCUCGGGCAACUGCGUCACCAACGCACCAGCCAACUCGUUCUGCGAGAGCUCCACCAUCACGGACCCGACUCGAUGUGCCCACUGCAUUCCCCGCUCCGACUGGUCCACCACGACGUUCCCAUCCGGCUUCGGAUACGCUGGGCUGGGGGUGACGCUGAGCGGGGCUAGCGGCUUCCGAGACGUAAGCAUCAAGAUCCAGAACGGGACGCACAAUUCCAUUCACAACGCAUUGUCGUCCGUGCUCGCCACAUACGUUAGCCCCGCGGAUCCAGUCUUCUACAGCAUCCACGCGACCGUCGACCUGCUUCACCAGAUCUACCUCGAAUGCCAGCUCGGCGACAACGUCGUCCCGACCGCAACGGGCGUCUCGCGGUGGGCGUUCCAGACGUGCACAUUGUACCCGGACGCUGUGAGCCCGACCGCAACGUCGAACGUACUGCAGCAGUGGAUGGUCGAUACGACCUACCCAACCUCCACGACCGCCAUUCGCGCGGAAGACCACCCGCAGCUUGGCCAGUUCUUCACGCCGCUGCCGUCCAAGUACUGGGAGUAUGUCAACAUCAACCAGCUCGGGCAAUUCUCGUACCAGUACCAGCGCAACGACCUGAUCACGAACAUGGUGAACAAUGGCUUCGUCUGUCCUAAGCGCACCACUCCCAUCCAGGCGUCCCUCUCAUUCGGAGCUGUGGAAGCAACCACGACCUUGGAUGCAACAACUACUGAGACACCAAGCACCGCCCGCAAGCUAGCUGAAUCGGGGAGUAUGGAGACCGAAACGUUCGAGUCGGAGCAAGAGGAGCGUGAGUACAUUGAGCAGCAGGCGACGGACCUCCUGGAAACCACUUUGAACGCGACCAUCAAAGUCGACGGAACUGCGAAGACUGCAUUCACCCAAGCUGAGCUCAUCGAGUGCCAGUACUACAAUGACAACAUCGCCGAAGUGGAGGACUACUCACCUGUCUUCCGCAUGAACUACGGCCUGGGCCCCAACGACCACACGCGUUGCUGGCAGCUGCUUCACAUGAUGCAGACUGGCAAAGCGGAGAUCCGUGUCGAUAACUGGCGUGACAUCAUGAGCGAGCACUUCGACGGGAGCAGCAGCAGCGAAUCCCCUUGA